AUGAGCGACAAAGGACGACAUAUUGGACCAUCAGAGUUACUGCAGUGGGCUGUUCUCCAAACAGCCACAAAGAAUGAAGAUGCACCUGGUCCAGGACCUCAGAAUGUCGAGCCAAUAGAUCCAAAAUGGAUCGACUUGAUUCUUGGAAAGAGUGAUGCUAUUCGUAUGCGUGAAUGUGUGGAAUUCUUUUCAAAUCCAUCAAAUUCCGUUGAUGACAGAAUCACAAAUAUGGAUGAUCUAGAGCUACUAGUCGAGUCUCUAGAUAACGCUAAUGGUAUUUAUGCUCUUGCUUUUGAGAUAUCCGAUACAUUGCUCAUGCGACAAUCAGAUUUACGACCACUGAAUUUAUGGAGGCCCAUUAUAUCCACUGUAUCUGAUCCAGAUCCUAAAAUACGGCAAUAUGCUGUUUGGAUACUUGGGACUGCUAUCAAGAACAACGCAAGAUCUCAGACGGAUUUUUUGGACUCAGAUGCUCUGCCACCUGUAUUGAACGCUCUGGAAUCAGAUUCGGAUGCUGAAGUUAAAGCCAAGGCUGCAUAUUGUAUUGCUGGAUUAUUAAACCACAACACACGAGCCCUAUCAUCAUUCCGCUCACUGAAUGGAUUCAAAAUACUGCAAGCAGCACUCCAACCCCAAAACAAAACCAACACCACCCUCCAAACACGAAUCCUCUUUCUCUUAAACACACUAUUAGAUGUAUCUGCCGAAGACGACAAGAAGGAUCAGAUAGCUGGGAAACUCGUAUCGCAAGACGUGGUGUCUGAAGGGAUCUGUGAGUCUCUUGUUGACAUUAUAAAAACUGCGCAGGAUGUCAAUUUAGCUGAACGGGUGUUGCAGCUGGUGACUACACUGGCAACCAAGUAUCCAGGUACGAUAAAGAAUUCAUUGAGAGAUCAGUUGGUGGAGAGUGCUCCGAGGUUGCGUGAGGUGGAUGGAGUAGACGGAGAGUUGGUUGAUGGAGCGAUUCGUGCCCUUCAGAAUCUCUCAAAGUGA
Messenger RNA from Synchytrium microbalum, 993 nucleotides. RefSeq lists its product as uncharacterized. The transcript is spliced from 5 exons. Gene Ontology annotation, molecular function: protein binding. The record is from RefSeq and is a predicted model, not a curated record. NCBI's taxonomy places the organism in Eukaryota, Fungi, Chytridiomycota, Chytridiomycetes, Synchytriales, Synchytriaceae. The coding region runs from base 1 to 993 and encodes 330 amino acids.